AUGAUUGCUCCGUACAACACGAGGAUAGAAGACCUACAUCGAGCCACCGGAUGUGGCCUCUUCCAUCCGGACGACGACCAUCAGGAGAUUGCGUUCCGCUAUGCGGUCGAGAAAAUCAACUCGGAUCGGACGAUCCUACCGCGGUCCAAACUGCUGGCGCAGAUCGAACGAAUAUCGCCCCAGGACAGCUUCCUGGCGUCGAAGCGAGUGUGCCAUCUGUUGCGAGUUGGAGUGGCGGCCAUCUUUGGGCCACAAUCGUCGCACACCGCCAGUCACGUCCAGAGCAUCUGCGAUACGAUGGAGAUCCCACACCUGGAAACACGCUGGGAUUAUCGACUUCGGCGUGAAAGUUGUCUGGUGAACCUCUAUCCGCAUCCGAGCACGCUAUCGAAGGCCUACGUGGACCUGGUGGCAGCUUGGGGCUGGAAGUCCUUCACCAUCAUCUACGAAACGAACGAGGGCCUGGUGCGGAUGCAGGAGCUGCUCAAAGCCCACGGUCUGUCCGAAUAUCCCAUCACCGUCCGGCAGCUGAGCGAUUCCGGCGACUACCG
This is a messenger RNA of Ochlerotatus camptorhynchus, 551 nucleotides long. RefSeq names its product glutamate receptor ionotropic, kainate 1-like. The transcript is spliced from 5 exons. The record is from RefSeq and is a predicted model, not a curated record. Lineage: Eukaryota; Metazoa; Arthropoda; Insecta; Diptera; Culicidae. The annotation marks the transcript as partial.